Messenger RNA from Mya arenaria, 1992 nucleotides. RefSeq lists its product as uncharacterized. The record is from RefSeq and is a predicted model, not a curated record. Bases 1 to 1992 code for a protein of 663 amino acids. The transcript has 3 exons. Lineage: Eukaryota; Metazoa; Mollusca; Bivalvia; Myida; Myidae.
AUGGAUGAAGUCCCUGGCAAAAAACUCCAGGCAGAUGCCUCUGACCUGGACGUGACUUACUGUCAGCCAUGCUCCCAAGAUGGGGAAACCAUCCCAGCCGAGGCAUACUGUACUGUCUGCAAGGAGUUUAUGUGUUCCAACUGCACAAGCGUCCACAAAAAACAAAGACUAACAAAGUCCCAUAUUCUUCUUGACAAGAACUGCAUGCCUACUAGCAUAAGAGGUUUUACAUCCAAAGAAGAGAGCAAACAUCCCUGUGACAUCCACCCUGAAGAAUGUAUCAAAUACUUUUGUCCGACCCAUCAGUCCCUUAACUGCGGGCAUUGUUCAGUUCUUGAUCAUAAAUCUUGUAAACAGCAGAUAAUUACUAAAAUUGCUAAUGACUUCAAAGAGGACCAGAGUUAUAAAGCCAUCCAACUAGUUAUUGACCAAUUACUUAAAGACAUUGAUGCCUGUGCGUCUGUUGCUACAAACAACACUAAGCUCGCAGAAUACCUUGAAGAACAUGGGAUUGCGAAGAUAAGGAUUUAUCGAGAUCAGAUCAACAAAUACUUUGAUGAACGUGAAAAAACACUCCUUGAAACCAUAGCCGAGAUGAAAAACAUGGACGAAAUACUCCUUGACUCACUGAAACUAAAAUGUGUCAACCUUAAGACACAGGUCAGCGAUAUCAAGGCAAAACUAGCAGCCAACGAGAGCAACACCACCCAGUUGUUUAUUGAGGCCCAUAUAUCCAAGAACUUGCUGGAGGGACUGCAAUUAGAACUUGCUGAGAUUAACAAGAAAAAUACCAUACAACAGUAUCAGUUUAGGAACGACAACGCCAUUGAAAGUCUGCUUGGUUCUAAGAAUUGCCUUGGCACUAUUGAGAUGGUUGACACUUCAAAAGACCGGAGAUGUGAGCGACAAUGUUCCGCAACGCGAAAUGAAGGCAAGAAGAACACUGCAACAUCUGACGCUGCUACCAACGUAAAAGCAGUUAUGGGCGAGAACGUUAAUACAGCUGAUUCUGCUACCAACGUGCAAGGCACUGGUGACAUCCAGGCUAACCAAACAACCCAGAAGUUCUCGGACAGUACAGUUCCUGGACUACCAUUGAAUCCAGUUAGAUUGCAAACAUCUGCAACACAGCAACAAAUAAAGCAGACAAUAGCUAGCGAUGACCUGACUAGCCCGAAGUUAAUCUCAGCCCCAGACAUCCUAGUCAAGUCUCUAUCUGAUACCAAAAACUGCGAUAUCAAAUACAUGCUCAUUUUGCCUGGGGACAGGCUGCUUCUGACUGAUUCUUCAAAUGGUGCUGUGAAACUGGUAGACCUCAAGGUCAGCAGCCUAGUAACCGAGGUAAGUGUACCAGGUUGGCCACGCGGCAUGUGUCACAUCUCUGGGGAUAGGAUAGCUGUUAGUUUGGGUUAUAAUAUUCAGUUCCUAGAGAUCACGGGACACCUGUCCCUGGGAAAGAACAUCAAGGUAGAUGGUGACUGUCAUGAUGUUGGUUACCAUAACGGUAACUUAAUUGUUUCAUUCGAGAGUGGGAAGGUUGAGAAAAUAAACAUGGAAGGGCUAGUGAUGAAAAAAGUAUCAACUAAGUGGUAUUCUAGCAGACCGUUUAAAAAACCUUUGUACUUAAAAAUCGUCAGUGACGAGCAGACUGCAGCCAUAUAUGUGUCAGACUUUGGCAAGAACACAAUCACCAUGAUGGACAUGAACUUGAACAUUCUCGAAACAUUCAAGGACCCUGCACUUUUUACACCAGCAGGCUUCACUGCAGUAGGAAACCAACUGAUCAUCUGUAGUUUGGUUAAUUUCAACAUAAUGCGCCUUGACCUGUCCAGUGGCCAAAUGACCGAGCUAUUGGGCACGAAUGAAUUGAAAAUGAUGCCACGCUGUGUCUGCUACUGUCAGCAGCAGAACAAGAUGUAUGUUGCCUUCAGGACAAGGGGUGAUGCUGAGAAUUAUGUAAAGGUGUUUAAUACAACAUCAGUGUUUUGUUAG